GGGACUAUAUAUUUUUCUAUCAAAUCAAAUCAAAUAUUGCGCGCGCAGUUUCUUCUUUCUUCCGUGAAACUGCUGUUGCAGUUUUCAUUAGGUACAACAAAGGAGUGUAUAGAUCAUCAUGAAGAGAAGAUAUGAAGGAUUCGCCGUGGGAAUCGAUCUGGGCACGACGUAUUCAUGCGUCGGAGUGUGGCAGGAUCAACACAGGAGAGUGGAGAUUAUCCACAACGAUCAAGGCAACAAGACAACACCUUCUUUUGUUGCUUUCACUGAAAAUCAAAGGUUGAUUGGUGAUACUGCUCUAAAUCAGGCUUCUGCUAACCCAGACAACACUGUUUUUGAUGCAAAGAGAUUAAUUGGUAGGAAAUUCAGUGAUCCUGUGGUUCAAAAUGAUGUGAUGUUGUGGCCAUUCAAGGUCAUUGCUGGUGUUAACGACAACCCUAUGAUUGUUGUUAAGUACAAAGGUCAGGAGAAGAAGCUUUCAGCUGAGGAAAUCUCAUCUAUGGUCCUCACAAAGAUGCGGGAGAGUGCAGAGGCAUAUUUGGAAGCCCCUGUGAAGAAUGCUGUUAUUACUGUGCCUGCUUACUUCAAUGAUGCCCAGAGAAAAGCCACCAUAGAUGCCGGUACCAUUGCUGGCCUCAAUGUUAUGCGGAUAAUCAAUGAACCCACUGCUGCAGCUCUUGCAUAUGGCCUUGACAAGAGAAUCGACUGUGUUGGAGAACGGAAUAUUUUUGUAUUUGAUCUUGGUGGAGGUACUUUUGAUGUGUCUCUCCUUACAAUUAAGGAUAAGGUCUUCAGAGUUAGGGCCACGGCUGGAAACACUCACCUUGGGGGAGCGGACUUUGACAACAGAAUGGUGGACUACUUUGUAGAAGAGUUUAAAAGAAAGAACAAAGUUGACAUUAGAGGGAACUCAAGAGCACUAAGGAGGUUGAGAAAUGCGUGUGAGAAGGCGAAAAGGACACUCUCUUAUGCUGUUGUCACAACAAUGGAGAUAGAUGGCUUGUUUCAGGGCAUUGACUUCCAUUCGUCGAUUACUCGUGCCAAGUUUGAGGAGAUCAAUAUGAAUCUUUUUGAAGAGUGUAUAAAGACUGUUGACAGGUGUCUUAAUGAUGCUAAGAUGGACAAGAGUAGUGUGGAUGAUGCUGUCCUUGUUGGUGGUUCUUCUAGGAUUCCCAAAGUGCAGCAGUUAUUGCAGGACUUCUUCAAAGGAAAGGAACUGUGCAAGAGCAUUAACCCUGAUGAGGCUGUUGCUUAUGGUGCAGCGGUCCAGGCUGCAUUGUUGAGCGAGGGCAUUAAGAAUGUUCCAAACUUGGUCCUAUUAGACGUUACCCCGCUGUCCUUAGGUUGGGGGCUAAUAAGAGAUCGCAUGAGUGUAGUGAUUCCUAAGAAUACUGCUAUUCCGGUGAAGGAGACAAAAGAAUACGUUACAGUUAAAGAUAACCAACCCGGUCUCUUGAUUAAGGUUUAUGAGGGUGAGAGAACAAGAGCCAGUGAUAACCAUUGUCUGGGUUGUUUUACUCUUUCUGGCCUGCCUUCUGUUCCUCGCGGCCAUCCUUACAAUGUAUGCUUUGCUAUCGAUGAAAAUGGCAUCCUAACUGUUUCUGCGGAGGAAAAAACCACUGGAAAUAAGAGCAAGAUUACCAUAACUAAUGACAAAGGAAGACUGUCAUCCAAAGCAAUUCAGAGAAUGAUUGAAGAGGCUGCAAUAUACAAUGAUGAUGAUAAGAAGUUCCUCAGGAAGGCCAAUGCAAUGAAUGCUUUGGAUGAUUACGUUUACAAGAUUAGGAAUGCAUUACAAAAGGAAGGUAUCAAUCCAAAGCUUUGCUUACAAGAAAAUGAGAAGAUCAAUUCUGCUAUUACCAAGGCCACGAAUUUGCUUGGUGAUAGUAACCAACAGGGUGAACUAGAUGUGAUUGAGGAUUAUGUGAAGGAGCUUGAGAGCAUCUUUGAAGACAUUAUGGGCAAGAUUGGCUAGUUCCUUUUCAGUUUAAGAUUUUUGUACUGUGCUGAAUGCCCCUUUGUAUAUGAUAAAUGCAAACUUUUAUGAUCCAUAUUAUCUAA
Messenger RNA from Lotus japonicus, 2061 nucleotides. RefSeq names its product heat shock cognate 70 kDa protein-like. The record is from RefSeq and is a predicted model, not a curated record. Bases 119 to 1975 code for a protein of 618 amino acids. NCBI's taxonomy places the organism in Eukaryota, Viridiplantae, Streptophyta, Magnoliopsida, Fabales, Fabaceae. Gene Ontology annotation, molecular function: ATP binding; ATP-dependent protein folding chaperone; ATP hydrolysis activity. Gene Ontology annotation, cellular component: cytoplasm. The transcript has 3 exons. Gene Ontology annotation, biological process: cellular response to unfolded protein; protein refolding.